GUCAACACCAACGAACGGCUUGAUCAUAAAUUGCUUAACAAACGUGAUUUUGAUUCGUCAGGAAUUUACAAAACGUGUGUGUGCAGCAUCGUAUUCCCAUAAAUGUCUUACAUGAAAUAGUCUCUUCAAGGAACGCAGUAUAAUUUGGAACUUUUUCUUGUGACCGCCGUAAUCACAAAGCCGUCGCUGUCAUUCGGUGGAUGAGACGGAAGACGAAAGAGUGCGCAAGCGGAAAGAGAGUGCUGUUCAUUUGUGAUUGCCGUAGCGUUUUUCUUGUGUUUUGUGAUUAACUGUGUUCAGUUUUAGUGGAAAGAUAUCUGAAAUCCGUAGGCCAUGAUGCUUGGAGUAGUAGUGGGGUGUUUCUUGUUGCUGAUAACAGCCGAAAGUGGUUUAGGUCAAAAUGAUACAACUACAACAACUUCAACAACUCCCCCAACGUCAGGUGGUAGUAGUUCCGUUCCAACAACGACGUUGAGUCCGCAGGAAGACAUCAAGAAAAACUACCACAGUACCUGGAUUAGAGGCCUCUAAUCAAGAAACGGGAAAUGUUCCGGAUAUCGAGCGAGCCGGCAGUUUACAGGAGUUCCUUGUUGACCUCCACGGUCAGUAUGGCUCCAUCGCUUCCUUCUGGAUAGGACAGAAGCUGGUGGUCAGUGUAGCCAGCCCCAAACUCUUCAAGGAACAGCAGGCAGUCUUCGACAGGCCAGUGGAGCUAAUGAGAUUGUUUCGGCCCCUGUUUGGAUCAAGUAGUAUCCCCUUCACAAACAAGGCAGAUGGCCGAACACGACGGACCAAGUACGACAAAGUCUUUACAAGAAGCGCCUUCAAGAACAGCUAUGCCAUUUUCCACAAGGUUUCCGCAGACUUGUCCACCAAAUGGUCGACAAUGCCAGACGAGCAGCACAUCCCGCUAACUCAGCACAUGUUGGCACUCUCCUUCAAGAUCCUCAUGUGGACGCUGGUCGGAGACUACUUCAAAGACGACAAGAAACUUCUGGAAUUCAGGAAGAAUUUUGAUGUGUGCUGGUCCAUCACAGAGGAGUCUUUGCUUGCUGAGAGCUUCCCAGAAGAGGGCAGUCAACAGUUCAAGAGGUUCAGUCAAGCAAAAUCUGCCCUCCAUGACACUCUCAAGGAUGUCCUUCAGAAACAGAGGUCACGUCCCCGUGGCAACGACCUGAUGUUUGUUGACAUGGUAACUCUGGCGGGGAUCUCAGAGGACACACAAGUAGAAGAUCUGCUGACAUUUAUAGUUUGGGGAGUUCACAAGACGGCCUUCAUGCUCAGUUGGGCGCUCUACUUCCUGGCCACGCACCCAGACAUUCAGCAGAAGCUUGUGAAGGAAAUAUCAACAGCUUUGGGAGAGUCAGAAGUGAAUGAAAACAAUGUAGACAAGCUCAGAUACCUGCGGCAGGUGUUGGAUGAGACGCUCAGGUGCUCUGCACUUUCCCCUUGGUCAGCCAGGGUGCAGGAUUUUGAUACAGAGCUGGAAGGGCAUAAGAUUCCUAAAAAUACCCCAGUGAUCCAUGCCCUAGGGGUGGUGCUCCAGGGAGACACAUGGUGGGCAGAGCCUAACAAGUUUGACCCAGACCGCUUCAGUUCUGAGAACACUAAGUCCCGUCCUCUGUUGGCAUUUUCCCCAUUCGGGUUUGCCGGAAAGCGUACGUGCCCUGGUGCUCAGUUGGCUUACUUGGAGGCAACGUCUGUACUGGUGACCUUACUGCGUCAACACAAGGUCAAGAUGGUGGAGGGGCUAGUCAUCAAUCCUGUGUACGGAAUCGUCACUCACCCAGGGGACGAAAUCUGGAUCACGGUAGAGAAACGAAAGUGACUGUAAAGUAUCCCUGUCAUACUCAGCAUGACGUCUUUACUUACAUUCUAUUAUGGAUGAGUAAAAUGGGGUUCAAGGUCAAAAAGGAAGGUUCAAGGUCAAUUAAGGUUAGCAUUGAAGAAUUACCAAUGAAAGCCUAGUUACAAACACAUCAGUCAACAUCAAAAAUGUUGAAUGAAGAUGGUGGUAAAAUUGUUACAAGAAAUUGUUAACCAGGUCAGAUGUCAAAAGUCAGAUGUGUUCGGACAUUUGUUACCAAAAGAGUUCAUGAGGACAUGUGUUGGUUGUCUUGGUAAGACAUUGGUGAAGGAAUAAAGGUAAAGGGUUGCUAUCUCUGCUCUGUAAGUUGCUAUUUUUCACUGUCCCAGCACUCAAGGACCAUAGAACAGAAAUAUAAAUCCUUUACAGACUAAAGCGUUUUUGAAGACUAGACUUGAACAUCAGCAGAAUGGUUUUGUUAUCGGAGGAUUUUUUAUGUUUUAUUGGAGAGACUCUGUUAUGGCUGUAUGUUUUAAUUUUUAACAUUCACUGAUGGCUUUUGAACAUACAGUUGUAUAGAUAGAUGUUUUUUGUUUAAUUAAAGUGCAGUUCUCUUUCGAAAGAAGAAAACAGUUGUUGUAAAUGAUCAAGGAUGUUGAUGGUUUAUUAGCUCUGGGUGUUGGGGUGAAAGUGACAAUCUUACAAAGUGUAGCAAAUUCUGUUUUGUCUGUUAUAAGAUCUCAUCUCUGUGACUAUAAAUACACAAAGCCUGUCUUUAUCUGGCUGUUCUAUUGCAGGAUCGUGAAUAAUUUUCGUUUGCUUUCACAGAUGCAAAAUGGUGCUUUUUUAUGCUUGUUUUUAUAUUUAAUGAUAAAGAAAUCUGUUAAAUUUCACGUGUACAUUUACAUUACACAGAUAGAGUGAAUUUAAGUUUUGUUCAAAGUAAAAGAUCAUGUUUUGUUUUUUGUCUACUGAGAAUGGAUACAUAUGACACAAAAUUUGUUUCAAAGUAACACUAGGAUACAGUUCAUGUUUUACAAAAUCUUGCUUCUCUAUGUCGACUUCAUGAUGAUAGGAAUGAUAUUUAAGGUGCACUCAAAUCAGGGAAAACCUGAAAUAUCAGGGGAAUACCUGGAGUAUCAGCUAAAUCCUGGAAUAUCAGAGAAUACCUGGAAUAGUAGCUAAAUCCUGGAAUAUCAGAGAAUACCUAGAAUAUCAGCUAAAUCCUGGAAUAUCAGCUAAAUCCUGGAAUAUCAGAGAAUACCUGGAAUAUCAGCCAAAUCCUGGAAUAUCAGAAAAUACCUGGAAUAUGAGGGAAAAUCUAGAAGACAGUGAAUUUAAGAUUGUAAUGGUUUGAUCCUGGAAAAUCAGGGAAGUUUGAAGUCUGCUGUAGUAGCUAGUAGUGAUUCUUAAAAGUAAAAGGGCUCAAAAUUUCUUGAUCUAUGCUGAUAUAGAACAUAAAAUUCAAAUAUACCCAGUACAAGAAAUUUGUUGUGUGUUUUUAGUGAAGUUGUUUCAGAAAUGCCAAUGUAGUACUUGUGUAAAACGCACCAGCAUACAUUUGGAGAGAAUUUCUGAAAGUAGCUGAUCAUGGCAUUGAAUUUAAUCGAAAAACAUUCUGGAAUUUUAGUAAUAAUCGAAUGGAAAACCUUGGAAUUUUCAAACCUUGUGGCUGUAUGAGCCCUAGAUAUGUGGACAGAAGUGUAUCUGAUAACUUGCCAAUCUCUCUCUAAGGCCUAUCGUGAAUGUCAUGCUGUGGUUAGAGCCUGAUUUUGCUCACAUUUUGGGACCAAUCCUAUUUUAUAAAUUUCUGAUGUUGUUGGUCGAAACAUAUGUCUCUCUAGAAAUUGUAAAACACGGUUUUUGUUUUUACACACUCCUGAAAUUGUAAAACAUGAUGUUUUUUUUUUACACAUUUAUUUAUGUUCUCUGCUUUUCUUACGAGCGUUCACAGACAUGGACUGUUGAUGCUGUGUGCACCUGACGUAUUUACACGGAUAUAAAUAUACAUAUUUGCAUUAUGGUUCAUCUUGAUAAUCCGAUCAUAUUUUUUUUGGGCUCAUUACUAGUUUUGAACAGUAAUAUUAAUAUACUUAUUAUUUAUUCAUAAAUGUGCUUUUUGUUUUCAUUUUGGGGGGGGGGGGGAGGAAGGGAUUAACAA
Messenger RNA from Liolophura sinensis, 3968 nucleotides. Its product is annotated as cytochrome P450 20A1-like. The transcript has 11 exons. The coding region runs from base 716 to 1828 and encodes 370 amino acids. Gene Ontology annotation, cellular component: membrane. Gene Ontology annotation, molecular function: heme binding; oxidoreductase activity, acting on paired donors, with incorporation or reduction of molecular oxygen; monooxygenase activity. The record is from RefSeq and is a predicted model, not a curated record. NCBI's taxonomy places the organism in Eukaryota, Metazoa, Mollusca, Polyplacophora, Chitonida, Chitonidae.